AAUUUUACCCGCAAUUACAACGAUCCGAACAGCUGACCGACUCGUUGAAAACUGACAAAACGGAUCUGCUGUUGAUCCAAAUUAUUAAACUGCACCAUGGCCGACUCAAAGUUAAAGCCACCCACAUCAAUGGAUAAAGAGCCGCUCAAACCGCCAGCUGUAGCUGCGUUAUCCAUAAGCAAUUUGCAGCUGCCAAGUUCGGCGCAACAGAAAUUGACUGUAGGCUCCAAUAACACAGGCUCGGGCUCGGGCACGGGCUCGGCAACGGGCAAUCCGCGCAACAAAUGCGCCCUCAAGCCUGGUUACUCCUUGAUGAGCUGGGUACGCUUAUGCAAUUCGGGCGCUGAUCUCUCUGGCACCGGCGGACGCGUUGUACCAGUUAGCCGUGCCGAGCUAGCCAAGCACAAUCAGGUCAAUGACGCCUGGAUGGCCAUACGGGGCAAGGUAUUUAAUGUGACACGAUACAUGGACUUUCAUCCGGGCGGUGUGGAUGAACUGAUGCGCGGUGUUGGACGCGAUGCUACCAAACUCUUUGACGAAGUGCACGCCUGGGUCAACUAUCCCCAAUUGCUCGGCAAAUGCUAUGUGGGUCCGCUGAAAGAAAACGUUGCUGCCAAAGUGCAAACUGUGACAAUUCGACCGCCGCCGGCGCCAGCGGAACUUGUGCCGCGCUUUGAUUGGAUACAACAGCGUAGCGAACUGACACUCUGCUUCUAUACGCGACGCAUGGCUAAUCCUGGGAUGCUGCUGAAGCGCACGGCCGCUGCUGACGCUCUGGAGCUGUGCGUCCAAUUGGCAAGCAGUUGGCAUGUCUUCGAUUUUAAGCUCAGCGACGCCGUCGUUUGGCCUCCAAAGGCUGUGCGUGUUGGUCAUGAAACAGGUAAAAUUGAAGUGGUGCUCAGCAAGCUAGUAGCAGAGCCCUGGACAACAUAUGGCAGCCAGAAGGUUGACAAGCUGAAUGCACCAAGUGAGGAACACUAUGAAUAUGAAGUGUUACAGUGCGCUAACUUUAAUCAUGACUCCUUUGAGCUGAGUCUGCAGAGCGUCAAAGAGGCGGUGCUCAUGCAUGUGCCAGUGGGCUAUCAUCUGGACAUUGAAGUGCCACAUAAUGGCCAGCUGCUAGAGCGCAGCUAUACACCCGUGCCCCACAAUUGCCUGCCUUCCAACAGCGCUCAAAUAGACACAGACUCAAGUCCAGGCAUCAGGCAGGACUUUCUUGUCAAGUAUUAUGAGAAUGGUGCAGUGUCCAGCCAUUUGCAUCAGCUGCAACCAGGCGCCACUGUUCGACUGAGUUUGCCGCGUGGCAGCUUUGCCCUGUCCGCGCUGGAGCCACAUCGCAACAUCUUGCUCCUGGCCGCAGGCAGCGGCAUCACACCCAUUUUAAGCCUUCUGCGGCCGUUGCUUCGGCGGCACACGAAUCGCCUCGAACGUCUGAAGCUGCUUUACUUCAAUAAGACAAACUCGGAUAUAUGGCUGCGGGUUAAGUUGCAGGCCCUCCAGGACGCCGAUGAGCGUUUCACGUGCGAGCACAUUUUAUCGCAGGCGGAGCAGCCAGUCCAAUGCGGCCGCAUCUGCCAAGAGCUGUUAGCGCCGUUGUUUAAUAAACAGCAAGCCGAGUCCUUCAGCUACGUGGCUGUGUGUGGACCUACGGGAUUCAACACAGCCGCGCUGGACAUCUUGAAGGAACUGAAUCUGAAGCCAGAGCAAGUGCAUGUCUUUCAGGGCUGACAUUGACGCAAUUCCCCUUAAGAAAUCUUAACUAAGCUUUCAUUUUUUUUAAUUUUCUUUGUAUUUAUAGUAUCAGGCUUAAGGCAAAUUUUCCAACUUGUACAAAAUAUAGAAAAUUUAUUGUCAAUUUUUAUGAUCUUUCCUAAAUAAGCCUGAGAUUUUAUACAUUUUGGUUUUUGCUUUCCCGCCAAUGUAUAAGCAAACUUCGUGUUCAAAAAUGUUAUUUCUAGCAGAUUGUUUUGUUUUUAUAUAUAUAUUUUUGUUUUUACAUAUUUUUGUUUCAAUAAUUUAAUAAGUUUAACAAAUACUAGAAAACUUUUAUUCCUGACGUUUUUGUUAUUUUUUUUUUACAGAAAAGGCGUCGUCGUCAUUGUCGCAAAUUCCUUUGACAAAGUUUUGCACAUUUUUAAAAUAAAAAGGAAUUUCAAUUUAAGAAACAAAUAAAAAUAUUUUGUGUUAUUGUGGAGGGCACUGGUAAAGCGUACAAAAGUAAAAGCUUUUCAAUAUUAAAGAUAUAAUUUUGACAUGGUUUUAAAACAAAUCUGUGCAAAAUACGGCAGAAAGCAGCAGCAUAAAAUUUAUAGAAAGUUGCGACUCGCGAAUUUUUGCACCAACAACACAGUACGCCAGCUCACUGUUAAGUAAACAUGCGAGUGUUUUGUGUACACUUUCUGUUCGUGUGUGUGUGUGU
Drosophila novamexicana is the source of this 2419-nucleotide messenger RNA. RefSeq names its product cytochrome b5 reductase 4. The transcript has 3 exons. Gene Ontology annotation, biological process: generation of precursor metabolites and energy; superoxide metabolic process. Gene Ontology annotation, molecular function: oxidoreductase activity; heme binding. Gene Ontology annotation, cellular component: endoplasmic reticulum. NCBI's taxonomy places the organism in Eukaryota, Metazoa, Arthropoda, Insecta, Diptera, Drosophilidae. Bases 97 to 1728 code for a protein of 543 amino acids. The record is from RefSeq and is a predicted model, not a curated record.